Ceratotherium simum simum (southern white rhinoceros) is the source of this 2432-nucleotide messenger RNA. The record is from RefSeq and is a predicted model, not a curated record. NCBI's taxonomy places the organism in Eukaryota, Metazoa, Chordata, Mammalia, Perissodactyla, Rhinocerotidae.
GCGCGCGCUGCGGCUGACGGUGUGGUUGCCGGAAGUUGAGCGGCGGCAACAAAUAAUGGCAGCAGCUACGGGGCAUCCUGUACUCUCCAAAUUGCAGUUUGCCCCCUUUACCAGUGCUUUGGAUGUUGGAUUCUGGCAUGAGUUGACCCAGAGGAAGCUGAAUGAGUACCGGCUGGAUGAAGCUCCCAAGGACAUUAAGGGUUAUUACUACAAUGGUGAUUCUGCCGGGCUGCCAGCUCGCUUAACAUUGGAGUUCAGUGCUUUUGACAUGAGUGCUCCUACCCCAGCUCACUGCUGCCCGGCUGUUGGAACACUGCAUAACACCAACACACUCGAGGCUUUCAAGGCUGCAGAUAAGAAGCUACUUUUGGAACAAGCAGCAGAUGAGAUAUGGGAAUCCAUAAAAUCGGGCACUGCCCUCGAAAACCCUGUCCUCCUCAACAAGUUCCUCCUCUUGACAUUUGCAGAUCUAAAGAAGUACCACUUCUACUAUUGGUUUUGCUCCCCUGCUCUCUGCCUUCCAGAGAGUAUACCCCUCAUUCAGGGGCCAGUGGGCUUGGAUCAAAGGUUUUCACCAAAACAGAUUCAAGCCCUUCAACAUGCCUAUGAUGAUCUUUGUCAAACAGAAGGAGUCCCAGCGCUACCUUACUUCUUGAUCAAGUAUGAUGAGAACACAGUACUGGUUUCCUUGCUUAAACACUACAGUGAUUUCUUCCAAGGUCAAAGGACAAAGAUAACAGUCGGUGUGUAUGAUCCCUGUAACUUAGCCCAGUACCCUGGAUGGCCUUUGAGGAAUUUUUUGGUCCUAGCAGCCCACAGAUGGAGUAGCCGUUUUCAGUCUGUUGAAGUCCUCUGCUUCCGGGACCGCACCAUGCAGGGGGUGAGAGACGUCGCCCACAGCAUCAUCUUCGAAGUGAAGCUUCCAGAAAUGGCAUUUAGCCCAGAUUGUCCUAAAGCAGUCGGAUGGGAAAAGAACCAGAAAGGAGGCAUGGGACCGAGGAUGGUGAACCUCAGUGAAUGUAUGGACCCUAAAAGGUUAGCAGAGUCAUCAGUGGAUCUAAAUCUCAAAUUGAUGUGUUGGAGAUUGGUCCCCACUUUGGACUUAGACAAGGUUGUGUCUGUCAAGUGUCUGCUGCUUGGAGCCGGUACCUUGGGUUGUAAUGUAGCUCGGACAUUAAUGGGUUGGGGCGUUAGACACAUCACAUUUGUAGACAAUGCCAAGAUCUCGUACUCCAAUCCUGUGAGGCAGCCUCUCUACGAAUUCGAAGAUUGCCUAGCAAGUGGUAAGCCCAAGGCCCUGGCUGCAGCAGACCGGCUCCAGAAAAUAUUCCCCGGAGUGAAUGCCAGAGGGUUCAACAUGAGCAUCCCCAUGCCUGGACACCCAGUGAACUUCUCUAGUGUCACCCUGGAGCAAGCCCGCAGGGAUGUGGAGCAGCUGGAGCAGCUCAUCGAAAGCCAUGACGUCAUUUUUCUGUUGAUGGACACCAGGGAGAGCCGCUGGCUGCCUGCUGUCAUUGCUGCAAGCAAGAGAAAGCUGGUCAUCAAUGCUGCCUUGGGAUUUGACACAUUUGUUGUCAUGAGACACGGCCUGAAGAAACCUAAGCAGCAGGGAGCUGGGGACUUGUGUCCCAGCCACGCUGUGGCACCUGCGGACCUCCUGGGCUCGUCGCUUUUUGCCAACAUCCCCGGCUACAAACUUGGCUGCUAUUUCUGCAAUGACGUGGUGGCCCCAGGAGAUUCAACCAGAGACCGGACCUUGGACCAGCAGUGCACUGUGAGUCGUCCAGGAUUGGCCAUGAUUGCGGGAGCCCUGGCAGUGGAAUUGAUGGUUUCUGUUUUGCAGCAUCCAGAAGGGGGCUACGCCAUUGCCAGCAGCAGUGACGACCGCAUGAAUGAGCCUCCAACCUCUCUUGGGCUUGUGCCUCACCAGAUCCGAGGAUUUCUGUCACGGUUUGAUAAUGUCCUUCCUGUCAGCCUGGCAUUUGACAAAUGUACAGCUUGUUCUUCCAAAGUUCUUGAUCAAUAUGAACGAGAAGGAUUUAAUUUCCUAGUGAAGGUGUUUAAUUCUUCACAUUCCUUCUUAGAAGAUUUGACAGGCCUUACGUUGCUGCAUCAGGAAACUCAAGCUGCUGAGAUCUGGGACAUGAGCGACGAUGAGACCGUCUGACAUGGCCCACCCUCGCGUGGCCGGCUUCUCCCUGGCUGCCUGCCGAGGAGCUCACAACCCCGGAGCAGGACUGCCACCCCCAGGACUGGCGAUUCUGGGCCUUGUGCCCCUCCAACUUUUCUGGUCCCCUCCUCUCCACAUCUUGAGGACUGGAGCCUCCCUCCGCUGUCCAGGACCUUCUGGCGUUCUCCAUUUCUCAUGAUUCAUGAUCCCACCAGUUCUGAGCUAAAUAAUAACCUUGGCUUUGGCAUUGCCGUUUAUCUGG